Messenger RNA from Anopheles moucheti, 1306 nucleotides. RefSeq lists its product as uncharacterized. The record is from RefSeq and is a predicted model, not a curated record. The coding region runs from base 272 to 1117 and encodes 281 amino acids. Lineage: Eukaryota; Metazoa; Arthropoda; Insecta; Diptera; Culicidae. The transcript is spliced from 3 exons.
UUCAGCCAUUCCCAUUAAAUUGACACACGCCGGCGCAUUCGUCAGCAAUGGUUGUUUGUCAUCAAAGUCAUCAGAGUAGGCGCGCAUAACCUUCUUUUCUCUAUACAAAGCCGGUCUGCACCAUUUUCAACCGAGCUUCAGUUUUCGGCGUGUCCUCAAACAUACCGGUCCUUAGUAACAGAUAUUUUUCAAUCAACCUGAAGUGUAGUGAGAGUGUUUCAAGUGUUAAUCACUUUAAUUCGUUUGAAUCAAUCUGAAACGCGGCACACUAAUGUCGGCUGAUGCAUUAGCCCGUUCGGAUACCGAAACACCUGAGGCUGCUGUAUCCGAAAUGGGGUCCAUUUGCAAAGAUGAAAAUGAAAACACGGAGCUAUGCUUUGAUCGGGAAGCGUCAUUAAAUGGCGGAUUUUCACAGAGCUACAUGAAAGCUCUCACCACACUUUCUUUGAACACUACGAUUCGUGGGCCAAAGCAUUACUGCUACGAAUGUGAUUACUACCUCCACACACAGCUCAGUAUGACCACACACAUGAAAAUGCACCGCAAACCGUUCUGUCCGAUAUGUUUCCGAAUGUUUUUGGACGAAACCGAAGUGCACGUCCACAUUAAGGAACUGCAUUCGAAUCUGUUACAGAAUGCUGUUGCACGGUCAGUCGUUGAAGAGGAUUCCUUUUUGCAAACCGAAGUUCCUCCUAACUCUCCUACUCAAGAGUACAAAGCACGAUCGACCCGGGACGAAAGAUUAGGAAUGAUAAACAACCAUACGAUUUCUUUGUGGAAAGAGAAGAUUGUGGAGAAAUUGCGCCAACAUCAGCAAAUAUUAAACCACGGUGUACAAUCCAAGGGGAGACAAUUGAAAUCUGCGCGUUCACAUUCUGAACAUGACAUGGAGACAAAUUCCCGCAAACCGAGAAAAAUUCGCAACUAUCGCGGCGAAAGUGAACGCUUGUUAUCGAUCGCUGGAAUUACGGGAAAGGUGCAUAAAAACAUUAACCCGAAAGCGAUCACACCGAGGACUCCGGAUGCCAAAAGUAAUGGAGACACUGGCAAUACAUCACUGAAAUUGCUCACAUCUCGCUUUGGGCGUGUCAUUAGUCUUAAGGUUCCGCAAUUUUGAGAUGGCUGCACAAUGCGGGACUAUGGCAGGACCAUAAUCUAAAUCUAAAUUAUUAUAAAUUUUCUACCAUAUCUUAGAAUGGAAUAAGAUUGUCUUUACCGUUUCGUCUCCUAUCUAGCACUGUAAAAAAUGUCCAACCAAUUGGACAUUCCAGGAAACGCGCAUGAUGCACUAGAAUAAAGCUUAAAA